Molecule: messenger RNA, 3079 nt
Organism: Doryrhamphus excisus (bluestripe pipefish)
Lineage: Eukaryota; Metazoa; Chordata; Actinopteri; Syngnathiformes; Syngnathidae
Product: muscleblind-like protein 2a
Biological process (GO): regulation of RNA splicing
Cellular component (GO): nucleoplasm; cytoplasm
Molecular function (GO): metal ion binding; RNA binding
Source: RefSeq, a predicted model, not a curated record
GCUGUCAAUAGCUUGUUGCUCAAAUCAGUGUAGUGUCACAAAGUAACAGCUGUUAGGAAUCACUUCCUUGCACCUUUAUAAAACAUUAAGCCGCCAUUUAUUACACCCACUUGGCUCGUCGGGCGGUCAUUUCGGGGCAAAAACGUGUCCGACGUGUCCGAGCCGUCCGUAUCCACCCCCACCCCUGCGGCGGGGAAGCAGCGGUCCAUCCGCGGCGAUGAGCUCACCGGUCUAAAGUGCCUUUGAGAAGAAGUUGGUUGUUUCAUGUGGAAAGCCUGUUUUUUUCUUUGAGGCCAACAAAAACAUCAUAGCUCACCUGGAGGCCGCUACUUUGCACGCCAUCAAAGCCGGAUAAUGGUCUGAAAAAGCAACCAGCCGUGCAUAGUUUUUCAAAGAAAAGCCAACGAGUGGCGGUGUCUGACUAGAUGGGUCAUCUCCACCUCAGUGACCCUCCAUCUGAUCCUUCCGCUCCAGCUGAUGGAGCACUCAUCAGCUUGUUUUAGGAGAGGACUUUGAGCUCACAUCCAAAUCCUGUGAUCUGCCUUCCGCUUUCGGUGCAUUAAGAAGAUUGUCUUUACAAUAAUAAUAAAAAAAAAAACAUUUAACGAACAUUUUAUGAUUAAAAAUCUUUGGACAUGGCGUCGCUGAACCUUUCAUCAGGAAGAGACACAAAAUGGCUAACCCUGGAAGUGUGUCGACAGUUCCAGCGAGGAAAUUGUUCACGCAGCGAUGAGGAGUGCAAAUUUGCUCACCCGCCAAAGAGCUGCCAAGUGGAAAAUGGGAGGGUCAUCGCCUGUUUUGACUCACUAAAGGGCCGAUGCUCCAGAGAAAAUUGCAAGUACCUUCAUCCGCCUUCGCACUUAAAGACCCAGUUGGAAAUAAACGGGCGCAACAAUCUCAUCCAGCAGAAGACAGCAGCUGCAGUGCUUGCUCAGCAGAUGCAGCUCAUGAUCCCUACAGCCGGUCUCCAGUCUGUGGGUCUUGGCACAAACUCCGGUCUGGGCUACGGUUCGUACUUGACACCCCUGAGCCACGGGAUGAGCCUGGUCCCCACAGACAUCCUCCCCAGCAGCCAGGUUCUUGUUCAAGGGAGCUCGCCUGUCGCGGUCCAGAGCUCGCCUUCUUCCCCCUCACAGAAGCUCCAGCGCACUGACAAACUGGAGGUGUGCCGCGAGUUCCAACGGGGAACCUGCGCCCGAGGGGAGACCGACUGCCGCUUCGCCCACCCCAGCGACAGCCCCAUGAUCGACACCAUCGACAACACCGUCACGGUUUGCAUGGACUACAUCAAGAGUCGCUGCACCCGGGACAAGUGCAAGUAUUUUCACCCGCCCGCGCACUUGCAGGCCAAAAUUAAGUCCAGUCAACAUCAGACGGCUAUGACUGCUCAGGCCACAGCUGCAGCCGUGACUCAGUCGACUGCCAAAGCAAUGAAGCGACCCCUCGAGGCAACUGUAGACCUGGGUUUCCCCCACAGCAUCCUACAACCUCUGCCAAAGAGACCAGCUCUGGAGAAGAGCAACUGGGCAAACUCGCUGCUCAACCCCAGUUUGUUGCACUAUCAGCAGGCUUUGGCCAACACACAACUGCAGCAGCCCACAGCUGCGUUCUACCCUGCAGGUUCUCUUUUAUGUAUGACUCCUGCAAACAGUGUCGUCCCCAUGAUGUACAGUGCUACGCCUGCUAGUGUCUCUGCAGCAACUUCUCCCGCCACAAGUGUCCCCUACGCAGCAACAGCACCAACCAAUCAGAUCAUUCUGAAGUAACCACCACAAACAGAACACAGUGCCACAGUGCUGCAGUCCAACAACGGCAACCCGUGUGUACAUACGGUGUUCACGGCGCACGUCACCUGCAACCAGCAUGCUGAAUGCAUCACCAGUCAAUAGGAUGGAGUCAUCAACGACGUACAGUAGCUCAUUUUUUUGAACCGUAAGUGGCACCUGUAAAGUUGUUGUAAUAAGCAUCAUAUUUAUUCCCCCAUAGCAAUUGGGAAAAAAAAUACAGUAACUCAAACAUAGGCAAUGUACUGGAAUAUAUAAACAUACUAUACUAACAGCUAUCGGUACAAACAUAAAUGUUAUUUCUUGACAUUCUGACGAUUGUAAAUAGUCAAAUCAGAUGUGUGUGUGUACAUGGUAUGGUGGCCAUGUGUUCUACUUUCUUGAAUGCAUCACACAAACAAAUGUAACGAUUGUUUUUAACCUUAUGCCAGAUUCAAAUUAUUUUAAAGAAAUAAGCUAAAAGCACUUAUAUUUCAACUUAUAUAUCCACUUUCUUGGAGAUGAAGUCCCGCAGGACUAAGGCCCCCCCCGAAGCGUGCGGCAGUGCUCCCCCACCUGGUGUGCCUUUGCAUUGCAUAGAAAGUUUGUUCGCUGACAUCAAAAUUGUAGGACCCCCACACUCGAAGGGUCUCUCUCUCUUUUUCUCUCUCUCUGCUAGUGGACAAAGAUUCAACAUAUAUAUUUCCCUCUUGGUUACAGACAAAAAUAAGCUUUUUAGUCGAUAAAUUAACAUGACGGGCAGUGAAGUGUGACCACGGUGUGGAACCGUUAGUCUAACCGUUCCAUCGCUGUCUUUAUUUGAAUGUUACAAGUGCCUAAAGAGUUGUCAUUUUUAAGAGGCUUCGGAUGAUCUCGCCCUGUUGAAUCUAUUUAAAUCGGAUGUAGAAAGACGUCUUAAAAUGCUUUUGUGAAGACUUUCAUGAUUAUUUCUUAUUUAUGUACCCUCAUUAUUAGCGAUUCUUUGAUUUUUAUUGUAUUUCCUAUUUAAGAUGAGUUUGUAGUUUUGUAGUCUUCCCCAGAAAUGUUUCUUAAUAGUCAAACGUGACGAUAAUUAGAAUUUAAGGAAAAACGUGAAGUGUAGUACAGGGACAUUGUAUACAUUCUGUUAACCAAUUGAAACAUUUAUUUGUGUCACUGACUGAGCAUGUUUUGAUUCAUUCAGGAAAUCUUACUUACAAAGUUAUCUUUUAUUUCCUCUCCAUAAUUUCCUAUUUUUUAUUGUGGAUUUUAUUGUUGCUGUCUGUCUGUAUGUAACAUUAACUAAAGAACACACUAAAACAUAUUUACUCCUUGAA